AUGUCUGCCAAAUAUUCUCAGCUUUCCAUACCCGAGUCUGCGGAAGACUUUGACGAUGAAGAACUUCCCAGCAAUAGCACUAGUAGCACUAGUCCCAAAAAGAAGACGAGUAUCAUUUGUGGGUGGACCUUUUGGAUGCUCAUUCUACUCAUGGUCAUGACAGUUGGUGGAGUGGGAUUUGUAAUGCUUCAGGAUGAUCCCAAUCAUGACUUGUUGGCCACGCUUAGUCUCGGAGACGAAGAACAAGAAGGCUCCAUCGCAGCAGCCGCCGCAACAAAUCAACAACAGAUUGAUGACAGUAGCGAUUAUGUUGUUAGCAGUAGUAGCAGCAGCAGCAGCAGUAGUGAUACCGAUAGUGACAGCAGCAGUGGAAGCAGCAGUAAUGACAUGACUGUUGAGAGCAGUGCUGAAAGUGCUGACAGCAGUAACGGGGAGGUUGACAGUGAUACCAGCAGCAAGGGUGCUGACAUGAAUGGUAGUGCUGAUGAGGAUGCUAUGAUUGAUGAACGCGACGAUGAUACUAUUGAUGAGAGCGAGAUCCCGACUGAGAGUCCACCGACAGAUAAUAAUGAUGAGGGUGAUGAUGAUGAUGAUGAUGAUGAGAGUGCUGAUGAGGCUAUUCGCAGCGAUGACUACAUUCCAUCUGAAUCUGCCGCAGAGGACAACAAUAACACGGAAGGUGCAGAGGCAGAAAUAAACCCCUCUGGUGCAGCAGAUGACACUACCAAACAUGAUGUGGAUGAGGAUGACGAGGAGGAAGCCGCAAUUAUUGCCUCGCUCCAAAAACGCCUAAAACCCAAACAAUUGCAAUUCGUCAAUUCAACAUCCAAUGACUUGAGGCUUCAUCAAUUCCUUCAUUUGCACCAAAUGAAAACGGGUGGGACUAGUUUGGACCAUUAUUUGAGAUGUGCUUUGGAUCGAUUGCGUGCCUUUCAAAACUUGACCAUCCAAUAUGGUAACAUUCACGAAUGUUCGCCACUACGCUAUUACAAAUGCCGCGAUGGGUUGGAUCCAAAUUGCAUGUGGCGACUCACCAAUGCUUCCUUCAUGUCCUAUUGUGCGCCCCUUAAGGAUUUGCCAAAGUUCCAAUGGUCGUCACCGCAAGAUGACAUUCGGGCCAUUACCGUAUUGCGGAAUCCAGUCGAUCGAGUUUGGUCCAUGUUUCGAUUUCAAACCAAGAGUUGCUACUAUUGUAUGAAUCUGACGGAUGUCUAUGAUCUCAUUGAUAGGAAUGAAACACAAAACUUUAAAGACAUUUGUCUGAAGCAACUCAUGAAUCACGAAACGGCCAACAUGCUAAGUCAUUCCGAACUCCUUCCCCACGAGAAUGCAAUCUAUCAACAAGAACCACAAGCUACUGACCUGGUCACUGAAGCGGUGGACAAUAUGAAGUCUUUCUUUACGGCCAUUGGAUUGACGGAAGAAUUGGAACAGUCCGUCCAAUUGUUUAGCGAAAUUUUCCCUUGGUUCCAAUCGGAGGUUGGUUGGUCCGAACGAACCUGCGCAUUGACCCAUGACAAUUCGUCACCAUCGAACAAUCGUUGUAUUGACGACAAGACACAUUGGGACUUGCCAUCGCAUCCAGAUGAACAUACACGCAAGGUCAUUGAAGAGCACAAUCAAUUGGAUAUGGCUGUGUACCAAGCGGCGGUCAAACAUUUUCAACGGGAAAACAUUGCUGUCUUUCGGUCGUGA
Cylindrotheca closterium is the source of this 1695-nucleotide messenger RNA. The record is from the annotation of a GenBank genome assembly. Lineage: Eukaryota; Bacillariophyta; Bacillariophyceae; Bacillariales; Bacillariaceae.